GCCGCCCCAUCUCGGCCAGUCCAACGGCCGCAGCUCCCCGGGAAAAUCGGAUGGAAAAGUGCGCCGAUCCUAAUCAGAGGCGCCGAUUCUGCCCGGCAAUUCGCCUCAAUCCCGUUAAGAAGAAUCAGAUGCAUUCUUCUGUAAAUUGUUCACGUGCCUUGGAACUGAUUAGGCCAACAGUCUUUAAAGUUGCCAUCAAGAAAAAAUAUGAAAUUGGACCAACUGACCAAUACUUGUCUAUCACUAGUUCACACAAAUCUCCUGAAUCCUCUCAACUGCGUAGAGGUAAAGUAGCAUGGACCAAUACAACUGCAACAAUAAAAGGACACAUUCAGCCCAAGCCUAAACCAGACAGUCGAAGAUGUUCCUUCAGAUCAACAGAGCCAAAAAGCAACGCACCAGCUGAGAACAGAAUACCCCAAAUUACAGCAUAUGGAAUAAAGUGUGACCUUCUGCAAAAAACAAGCAGCAGAGGAUCUUUAUGCCAAAGCCCCACAUUAAUAAGGAAUGUAUCAGCACUUGGAGGCGGAGGAAUUGUUCAGAAUUUAGACAACGAACUAGAAAUGCUUAUUCAGCAGAUUAUCGAUGAUCAGGAUCUUAUAAGAAAACACAAACUAAGUACUAACCAGGAUGCUGACGACCAUCUUUCAAGGAAAGAGGAUAUUGGGGUAGAGGCAUCAUGUGAAAUAGAUGUUUCAUCUAGAUUUCACGAUUUAGAAUUUCAGGAGAGCAAAGUAAAUGCUCGAGAAACACUUCAUCUUUAUCUGCCCAGCCUUGACAUUCAAGAAGAGGAGGACUAUCCAACAGCAAGGGAACCAGAUGCCGGAGUUUCACAGACGUCAGAAGAAUCAACUGAAGACAUGAAAAUUAAAGGAAAAGAUAAAAAUAUUAAUAAAAUUCAACAGUCAAACAGGAUCAAACGUUCUGCUUGGGCAUGUCAGCCUGGUGGUGAACUGAAAGGUCAAAUGCAAAAGAGACCAAGUGAAAAGAAAUAUGCUCAUCCUACUUCAGUUACUUGUUACUUUGUAGAUACAAAAACAUAUAGUGAGGCAUUUCAAGAUCGCCAAAAUGGAUUAGAUGAAAUACAACCAAUAAAGCACAAUAGCAGAAAUGAUGCAAUGCUUGACUUAAAGAUCUACGAUUUGGAAGCAGAAUCAGACGAUGGUCAUGCUGUCCAGGAGAACUCUCAAAACAAUUCAAAUCCCAGGUCCAAAGAGAAUCCUACUCCUGUUACUGUUGUCGAGAAUGACAGAGAGAGAACAAAGAUACAUAUUCAACGCAAUAAUUUGGUAUUCAAUACAAAAAAAUCUGCUGUUACUGCCUUGCCCAUGGCCAGACAUCUGACCAUUAGGCAAAACUACUAAUUUCCCAGUUCACAUCACCAGUUAGCAGGCAGUAGUAUUUGCCGACUUAACUUAGAGACAUUUAAAGGUAAAUUUAAUAAAGGCAUUUAAUAUUAUGAGGGUUUUUGAUAAUAAAUAAAGUAGAAAAUAUUAAUGUUGAUGCAAGGAUUGAAAUAAGGACACCCAUUUAAGACAUUUACUAAAAAGAGCUAAAUAGUAAAACUAAAUUUCUUCAAGAAUGGAACUCAUUGCUUGACAGGGAAAUACACUCAAUGAUAAAUUUCAAAAAGAAAUUUAAAAUAUAGAGAAGAAAAAUUGCAAGCAGGAAAAAAAAAAGCAUGGGAGCAGAAUUAUUUGGUACACUCUUUCAAUGAGCUGACACGGGCAAAAUGAGGCACAUAGUUUCAGUCAAUACUGUAUAAUUUUCCAUGUUGUGAAGAUUUAUUUUUAAAAGGUUUAUUUUAAAGUUGGAAUGGACGAUGACAUUCGAGGUGAAAUAUAAUUUAGGUAGUGAUGUCUUUUAUUGAUGUCACUAUAGGAAGAAUUAGCAAACUGAUUACAAAGCAUCCAAAUAUUUAUAAACACAUGGUAAAAUCAUGUAUUGAGCAGCUUAUGAAGUGUAGAUCCACAAAUGAAAUACGAGAAACAUCCUUGUUAGUUGCCAUCUAGCAUAAUAUUUUGGAACACAUGAUUUAAUGUUAUCCUGAAAAUUAUUAAGAAUUAAACCAGCACCAAUGUCAAAUAUUUACCAAUAAUCCUUAACUGGGAUGUUAGCAGAAGAAACUUCAAUAAUAUUUGUGGAAUAUUUUUCCAUUUGACACAAUUAACUGUUUCUCUGAAAAACUUUUGUAUUUAAUUCUCAUGUUUCGCACCAUCUUCAACCCCCAAUUACAAAUGCAGAGAUGCUUAAGUUUUCACAAGCUAUUAUUUUCCAGUUCUUUAACUAUACACAGAGCUUGUUAUGUUGCAUUCUGCGUUUUAUUCCAGUAUUGAAAGGUAGAAGAAAUAUUAAUCGGUUGGUCAUGUUAAGAUUAAUUUGUCAAAAUGAUUUGGUUAUGCAGUAGUCAACACCAGAGCACAACAAUAUACAUGUCUGAAUCAGCUUUGAGAAAAAAAAAUGCAAUAAGCAUGGUGUCUUUUUUUUAAUUUGUUGGUGUCUUUACAUGUAUCCCAUAAAUAUUUUUUCAAUGAUACUAUUAUUAUGGUGAUAAAGAUCUAAACCAUUGUCUAGUAUUCAUACAGAUAAUCUUCUACAACUUCUAUGCAUUUAUUCAGGCACAAACCCAUGCAGAAUAAAUAACAAUGGGCAGAAUUGCAUGAAAGAGACUUGCGUGAUAACCGCAGAAAGAGAAUGGUCCAUUAAGCUACCCAGCAUACAUUAGCCAGCUAUUCUCUGGAUAGUGUGUUCUCAAUUACAUGAUGUCUGCACAAAUGGAUGCAAAAAAUUAAAGGAGGAUAUUAAUAUUUUGCCAACCUCUACUCUGCUGAUUUCAAAAAUGAAAACGCCCAUUACUACAUAUUUCUGUUUAAGAAAACCGUAUAAUUAAUUCAAUGGACAUUGCAAAACAGUACAGAAAUGUGUAUCUACCUGUUGAAUUACAACUUUAUUUUAAAUGUACAUUCAUAAUAUGUGUUGUUCUCAGAAAAUCAAUGGAUGUGAUUUGUUUUUUUGUAAACAGACAGCCGUUUAACUAUGUAUUGUGUAUUCCACUAUCAUCCGUUUAAUUUCACCGUUUUAAUAGUUGGGCAAAGCAACUAUUUAGCCAACUAAUUUAGUCCGAUGUUCUUCAGCCAGAAUCCCCAUUGAAAUGGAUGAAGUUCCAUAUGAGACUAUUAUUCUAUAAGAAAUAUUCAAUAUUAUUUACAACAAUGUUUGUAGAAUUUUAAUGAAAUAAGAAAAUAAUAAAUGCUUUGAUAGCAAGAAGAUAGUUCUGGAGUGGUCUGAUUAAUAACGUGAACAGAGAAACAGAGUAGGAUUUAUGGAUAAUAGACAAUAGGUGCAUUCAGCCCUUCAAGCCAGCACCACCAUUCACUGUGAUCAUGGCUGAUCAUGCAUGAUUAGAAUGUUUACAAGUGACAUUAAACUGGGAAGUAUCAUAGAUAGUGAAGAUAGAAUAGAAUGCAAUUUAUUGUCAUUCAAACCUAGGUUUGAACGAAAUAUAAUUUCUACAGUUUUGUUUUUACAUUACAAAACAAUCCUAAGACCCACACUUAACACAGUUUACAUAAACAUCCAUCACAGUGAGUCUCCAACAUCUCCUCACUGUGAUGGAAGGCAAAAUCUUUAUCUCUUCCCUUUGUUCCUUCUCCCGUGGUUCAGCAGUCCAACUGCAGUGUCGAGGCGAACUGGGGCUCCGAUGUUA
Messenger RNA from Leucoraja erinaceus (little skate), 3706 nucleotides. RefSeq lists its product as uncharacterized. The transcript has 6 exons. The record is from RefSeq and is a predicted model, not a curated record. The coding region runs from base 51 to 1364 and encodes 437 amino acids. Lineage: Eukaryota; Metazoa; Chordata; Chondrichthyes; Rajiformes; Rajidae.